CAGAAAAUGGCACAUCCAAAUGCUAGUUCUUCAACAAGUUCCGCAAUUCCAAAGAUUUCAUCUAUGCAAAUAAUGCCCAAAACGAUAUCAUUUAAGCUAAUUAAGCCUCAACCUCUUGCCUCUUCUUCUGUUGUAACUCCCACAACAGGCUCAACACAUAACUUUAGAAGUGUACCAUUGGAUUCAUUACUGAAUAAGUCAAGUUCUUUCAAAAUCCAGACUCAAACUGUAACUCAUGAGAGUUCUUCCAUUACAGUUCCUACAACAAGCUCUAUGCAGCAUAUGUCUGCAAUUAAGCCCCAAACUCUUGCCUCUUCUUCUGUUGUAACUCCCACAACAGGCUCGACACAUAACCUUAGAAGUGUACCAUUGGAUUCUUCGAUUAUAGAUUCAGAUGAUGACAAAGAGAAUACUUCUGUUUUCGACAAGGAUGGCCGUUUUAUUUGGGAUUAUAAAACUACAAUGUUGUUUUUCACAGAAUAUGAACAGCAUGAGAAAAAGCUGCAGAAAAGGAAGUAUCCAAGUAAAGAGACCAUGUUUCAAGCAAUAGCAAAGUCAUUUCAAAAAAGAGGUUACGUAAAUGCUACUAAACAUCACAUAAAAAAUAAAUUUAAAUUGUUGAAGAAAAAAUGGGAUAAAUACAUUCAAAGGACUAUGGGAAAAAAUAGCUCUGGGAAA
This is a messenger RNA of Trachymyrmex cornetzi, 678 nucleotides long. RefSeq lists its product as uncharacterized. Lineage: Eukaryota; Metazoa; Arthropoda; Insecta; Hymenoptera; Formicidae. The transcript has a single exon. The record is from RefSeq and is a predicted model, not a curated record. The annotation marks the transcript as partial.